AGUUGACGGGAUGACGUAAGCCAAUAUUCGUUACGCUUUUAACGCAGGCGAGUAGUAAUGUUAGUUGGGUUAUAUUAUUGAAUACCGGUUGUUGUGUCUUAUGUUAUGGCUUCAGAGUAUGACCUUGGCCAUCCAGAUGAACAAGAAGGUCAAAUACAGCAAGAUUGUGGACUUCCAAGAAGCAACCUACUGUGACAAUGAGACAAUGAUGCCAUUGUUAUCCUCAAAAAGAGCUAGUGAACUGCCUGUGAAUGAAGUAGCAAGUAUUUACCAGGCUGACCUUCAGAAUGGACUUAAUAACACUGAGGUUUCUCAUCGACGUGCAUUCCACGGCUGGAACGAGUUUGAUAUUAGUGAAGAUGAACCAUUGUGGAAAAAGUACAUUUCUCAGUUCAAAAAUCCUCUUAUAUUACUACUUUUGGCAUCCGCUGUCAUUAGUGUUAUAAUGCGCCAGUUUGAUGAUGCUGUCAGCAUUACAGUGGCCAUACUCAUUGUUGUUACAGUUGCUUUUGUUCAGGAAUAUCGUUCUGAAAAGUCUCUUGAAGAACUGAGUAAACUGGUACCACCAGAAUGUCAUUGUAUACGAGAAGGAAAGAUGGAGCACUUGCUUGCAAGAGAACUGGUUCCAGGUGAUACAGUAUGUUUAACAGUUGGAGACAGAGUUCCUGCGGACCUGCGCCUAUUUGAGAAUGUAGAUCUUUCAGUUGAUGAAUCUAGCCUUACAGGAGAGACAGAACCAUGCUCCAAAUGUGUAGUACCUCAGCCUGCAGCGGGCAAUGGAGACCUCACAUCCAGAAGCAACAUUGCUUUCAUGGGUACACUAGUUAGAUGUGGCAAAGGAAAGGGAAUAGUUAUUGGAACAGGGGAAAACUCGGAAUUUGGAGAAGUUUUCAAAAUGAUGCAAGCAGAAGAUGCUCCUAAAACACCUCUGCAAAAAAGCAUGGACAUUCUAGGGAAGCAGCUUUCGUUGUAUUCCUUUGGUAUCAUUGGUGUCAUCAUGCUGGUUGGGUGGCUACAGGGGAAACAUAUACUCGACAUGUUUACUAUCGGUGUAAGCUUGGCUGUUGCUGCUAUUCCAGAAGGAUUACCGAUUGUUGUCACUGUAACAUUAGCUCUUGGUGUAAUGAGAAUGGUGAAGAAAAGAGCGAUCGUGAAGAAACUGCCAAUUGUAGAAACGCUAGGUUGCUGCAAUGUUAUUUGUUCUGACAAAACAGGAACACUUACAAAGAAUGAAAUGACGGUUACUCAUAUAUUUACAUCUGAUGGCUUGCAUGCUGAGGUUACUGGUGUGGGCUACAAUAGAUUUGGAGACGUAAUGCUAGAUGGAGAGGUAAUCCAUGGUUUCUCCAACCCAUCUAUAAGUAAGGUUGUAGAGGCUGGCUGUGUGUGCAAUGAUGCAAUUAUCAGGAAUGAUACUUUGAUGGGGCAGCCUACAGAGGGAGCCUUGGUUGCUCUUGCAAUGAAGAUGGGUUUGGAUGGGCUCAGGGAUGAUUACAUCAGAAGGUUUGAACAUCCUUUCACCUCAGAAGAAAAAUGGAUGGCUGUCAAGUGUGUACAUCGCACUCAGCAGUGCUUGCACUAGCAUCUGGACCAGAUCUUGGACAACUAACGUUCUUAGGUUUAAUGGGAAUGAUUGACCCUCCAAGGACUGGUGUAAGAGAAGCUGUCGCUACACUAAUUACUUCUGGAGUAGCAGUCAAAAUGAUUACUGGAGAUUCACAAGAGACUGCAAUUGCUAUAGCUAGUCGCCUGGGUCUUUAUUCCAAAGGCUGUCAGUCAUUAUCAGGAGAAGAAAUUGAUCAGAUGGAUGUUCAGCAGCUGUCUCAACUAGUUUCUAAGGUAGCAGUGUUUUACAGAGCAAGCCCUAGACAUAAAUUGAACAUUAUUAAGUCAUUACAGAAAAAUGGUGGAGUUGUGGCAAUGACAGGAGAUGGUGUGAAUGAUGCUGUGGCUUUGAAAGCAGCAGACAUCGGUAUUGCUAUGGGCCGGACAGGCACUGAUGUUUGCAAGGAAGCUGCCGAUAUGAUCCUGGUAGAAGAUGAUUUCCAAACUAUAAUGUCUGCUAUUGAAGAAGGCAAAGGAAUCUACAACAACAUUAAGAAUUUUGUCAGAUUUCAGCUCAGCACGAGCAUUGCUGCUUUGACUUUAAUCUCACUAGCUACAUUAAUGAAUUUUCCUAAUCCACUUAAUGCCAUGCAGAUUUUAUGGAUAAACAUUAUAAUGGAUGGGCCUCCAGCUCAGAGCUUGGGAGUUGAACCUGUUGACAAAGAUGUCAUUAGGCAGCCACCUCGAAACGUGAAGGACAGCAUUCUGACCAGAAGUCUCAUAGUUAAAAUCCUAGUUUCUUCCAUUAUUAUAGUUUGUGGCACUCUCUUCGUGUUUUGGAGGGAGCUUCAAGAUAACGUCAUCACACCCCGUGACACAACAAUGACAUUCACCUGCUUUGUGUUUUUUGAUAUGUUCAAUGCCCUGAGUUCAAGGUCCCUGACUAAAUCUGUUUCUGAGAUUGGUUUGUGCAGUAACAGAAUGUUCUGUUAUGCUGUGCUUGGAUCUAUCAUGGGGCAGCUCCUCGUUAUUUAUUUUCCUCCACUGCAGAAAGUUUUCCAGACAGAAAGUCUUGGUGCUCUUGAUCUUUUAUUUCUGGUGGUUCUUACUUCUUCUGUAUGCAUUGUCUCUGAGACCAUAAAGAAACUAGAAAAGGUGAGAGAACGAUUCCAGAAGCAUGGUGGCUCUCUUUUCCAGUUCAAGAAGCUCAAUGGCUCACCUUUCCAUGAAGUAUGAUGCAUAUUGCAUUGAAUUCUUAUUGAACUUGGAAUUGCCUUCUGGGAAUGCUAUUGCCGAGGGUAUCAAAGCAGCCUUUACGUCAUUAGUCCUAUUUAUGAAAUUAAUAUGAACAUGUUUUUCUCACGUAAGACCGCUUUUCAUGUGCACCACUGAGAAGCACUAGUGGAAUUACAUGUGAUGUUGAGGUGAUGUUAUUUCUUUAACGGAGUUGUUGACAUCUCAAAACCAAAUCUGUUUUCAAAGACCUGAAAGAAGUUUAAUGAAAUGCAAAUUUUAAACCAGAACAAAUGUCAUUUUUUUAUUGUUGCUUUAUUUUAUUAUUUAAGUGUAUAAUCUAUUUUGGUUUUACACUGAUCGGUGGAGGUUGGAUUCGGUUUGUUUUACUUAUAUGGCAUUCCAUUUGCGCUGUCUGAGGUCAGGCAGGUGCCAUGUUGCUGCUACUCUGUUACUUUACUGUUUAAGUUAAUAUCUGAAAUGACAAGAGCAGUACAUUGUGCUAUAAUACAGUUAUUUUGUAUAAACCUAGAAGGAAGUGACCACUAUUAAAUCAUGUUUUAUUGUGAUUGAAAGGACUGUUUUUAUGACAUGAAAUGUUUCUUAAAUAUUUAUUAAAGCACUGUUUUCAUUUGCCUAAGAAGGAUGGGAGCAUCAGCAUAAUAUGACUAUGUGCUGCACGAUAGUCGCCAACCUCAUUUGGUUGCAUUUUUAAUAAUAUUUUUGGAGAGUUACAGUUUUACAUCUGUUAUUGGAGCCAUAACUGCAGUCUGGUAGAAAUAGCUUGGAACAGUGUCUCACAAAGCCUUUGUUUCCUGUAUGAUCUUUGGUUGUAGUUCAGUGAUCACUAAUUCACACACACUGCUUAAAAAUACAUUUUUAAAGUCAUGCAUCUGUUUGCUGAUUUUUAGUUGCAUUUUAAUCAUGUGUACCACUUGUUGGUGGAAGGUAUGUAAUGUUAUCUGCAAGCUGUAACCUUAAAUUUUUUUCUGCUCGCUAGAUGUAGACUCUAGAGCUCAUUGAUGGAUGCACUUUCUUCAUUCAGAAUCCCACUGCUGGGCAAACAAUUCUGACGACAAACAGUCAAAGGAUAUAGUAGCUGCUGGCUUCCAGUUUUAAGUUUGCAUUUUAAGACUUGCUGUUGAGGUUCUAUUGAGAUGCAGAGGUGUACUUUGAAAUACAGGUUGUGCUACAUUGCUUUAUCUUGUGAAGGAACAAAUGUGCAAUAUUGUGUUGCCUAGUAUAAAUUUGGUAACUGACCACACAGUGAAGCCAGCUACAGCUGAGCACAGAACCAUUUGUUACAGAAUAAAGGUAGAAUCCCGACCAGUAUAGAAGAAAUUUGUUCAAAAAGUAUUAAGCACAUAUGCUCUGUGCUUUAAGGUAGUACUUGUGCAAGUCAAACCACGCAAUGUAUGAAUCACAUAAGCAAGUCAUAGUGGCAUGUGCAAGUUGUCACCUCCUACAUUUUCUAAAAUGACUGGUUUUGAUAAGUGUUGCAGUGCUAGCAACUUAAGCAGGGUAGGCUACACUUCCCUAUCCCUGGCAGCAGUUCCCAGCUUGUCCUUUGGGCACCCCCAGUAGUACCUGGGGAAGCUAAGAGCUACAUUUCCAACAGUGUCCUGGGUCUUCCCUGAGCCCUCCUUCCAGUUGGCUGUGCCUGGUACAACAACUGUGGCAUCCUCACAAGGUAACCAAACCACCUCAGCUGACUAUUCUCAGUAAGGAGGAGCAAAAUGCAAGUCAGCAAACAAUUUCAGCUGCACUGGAUUGUGUUUUAAUUCAGCAAACAUAUUUUCCAGGAACUCCUCUUUUUCAUACAUUACCUGCCUGUCUGUGCAUCAGUCAUUAUGACAGUGAUGGAACCGAAAUUUCACAGGUUUUCAAUUAUAUAUUCACUGCUCACAGUGAUAAAAACUGAAUAUUUGAUAUGAACCUGCUGUGUGACAGUCUCAGUCAACAUGUCUACUGUUUGUAUGCAUUACCAGCAGGUGAUGCAUUGUUCAUAUUUAGAUUAACUGUACUUUCUUGCUUGGCCUGGACCUGCGGUUGAAAUUUCUAAGUCAUCAUUGAGAGGAACUUCUUAUUGAAGGGAACUGGGUAGCUGCCCUUGAUUCUUUCCUGCUGUUCUUAAGAACAUAAAUUCCAGUUAGAUUUUUUUUUCUUGUGUCCAUGAUUUGCAAGUUUGUUUUAGGUCUUUAGGGGGUCUCAGUCAGCAGGGAACUCUUUCUCCUGAAUGGAUCCCUUUAGAAUCUGGGAGAACAUUUUGACAAAAGUAUUCACCGCAGUGACCUUCCAGUUUUCCGGGUACAUAACUUUUUCUUAUACCAAAGGACUGCCAUCGAGUAGGCAGGGCAGACUGUUGAGAUUUUGUGCAUCACUUUUUCAUUGUGGAAUUUUUCCCAUGUUGUCCAGUUGAUAGAACUCCAAAUUAGCCUGGUAUAUACAUUCACAACUUGGAAGUCCCUUCUUCCCAAGGAUUUCCCUUGUCUAUCUUUGCAUCUGUUUGUCAUGUCAUAGUCUUACAUCAGUACAAGCAAGGUGAAAUUCCAUUUAUUCUAAUUGGCAUAAUGCUGUUCUGGUGUUUUGGUCCAUUAGAAAGUUUUUCUUCUGUUCAGGAUUACUGAAUUGGCUUAGUCAUCUACAGUGUACUCAGAGCACUGUAAUAUUCACCUCAGUCCGUAACUGCAGUACUGUGCAGAUAUUGUAACUGCAUGUUUGACCUGUGGUAUGGUCACUCUCCAUUAAUGGCAUUCUGGGUUCCAGUCUGUAGCUUAUUGAUUGUUAGCAAGAAAUGUCAAAUAAAAUUCAGGCCUUUUGUAUGGCCUGUGCUUAGGCUAUACAGAGAAAUAUCACUCAGCCCAUGAGCUCUUAUCUGUAGUUGGCAGCUACUGGGUCUUAAAGAUAUUUUUCUCUUCAUGAAUUAUCUGCUGUUGCUAGCCGUUCGCUCUGUCUUUCUUUCUGUAGUGGCCUUUCAUACUACAUCCAGCAGUGUGACUUAGUGAUUGGUGAAGGGGUGAAAUUUUUCCAGUUUAAUGGAGUACUAAAGUUGCGUAUGUUAGGUUUUGUAAGUAUGGGAAGAGGCUCUCUGUCCUUGGCUUCUUUCUUUAGCCAGGUGCCUCUCUCUCAGUAGAGCUACUACUGCUGCUUUGUCAUAAGAUGUCUGUACUCGUAUCAUUGCUGGCUGUGCAGCAUGGAUCUAAGUUUCCAGGAUUUUGCUUCAUUUGCAUUUGGAUCCUUGCCAGGUCAGAGAAUCUGAAAUUUGACUGGACCAUGAUGUGCUCUACCACUUGUGUUUUACUUUAUUUAAGGAUGUGAACAGUAUAUACUUUUCCAUAGGUGAAAAAUGAGACCUAUUUGUACCUGACUUGAAUUGGCAUAUUCCUUAGGUUCUGACUAUGCAGACCUUCUACAAGAUCCAGUUAAAACAUUUUUCUUGUGCUUCUCCUCAUUUAGGUUGUCCAUGACACUCUUUAUAGCUGCUUUUGACAAUGAUGUUCCAUAUGGAUGUUCCAUUCCUGUCCAAGGAGGCCCAUUUUUCCUAAUUUGUGUUGGGUUCUUUAUCAUGUUACACACAUGCCUUUGAUGCCACUUAACAGGUGAUAGCUGUGUUUUACAUUACGUGCCUGCAUUCAUGUUCGAGUGAUGUUAAUGCAUUGCAGCAUCAGAAUGUGCAGCACUCCUAUCCCUGUUUCUUUUUCAGUUUCAGAGGCUGUCAUUUAAAUAUUCUGAUCCUUCCAUUCCCUUUUAGGAAGAUUUGUGUAGGCGUGUACUUCAACCAUUUUCAAGAAUGUUUUCACAGAAUUCCAUUCCUCUAGAUGAAGAAAUCCUUUGAGUUCCAGGCUUUACACCAACUUCCAUUAAGACGGACUCCUUGUCAAGAUCAUCUUGAGAAUUACUCAUGCAAUUCUUUCAGUUGAUAGAAUUAAUACUGGGCACAUGUGACCAACUCAUUUGGAUGCUUUUGACCAGCUAAUAUAUUUCUUCCUGGAAUUGUGGAUAAAACUGAGCAUUCUAACUGUCUUUCCUCCCUGUUUAGGCAGUUUAAGCUUUCAUCUCAAGUAUGUUUCUUUUUGAAUGGGAACAGAAUAGACGACUGCUGUGUCCCAAUGCUUCCAGCUGAUUUCAUGGUGUUGCAGAACUUUUUUCAUCUCUUAAAAAGAAAUGCACAUUUAUCUAACAGGCAGCACGGUUGUGAUGUUCCUCGUCAAAAACAAUGAUCCAUCUGCCCCACCUGCUGCAUCAAGAAGUCAUAUAAAUAUGGGAACUGGUAAUAUUACACAAUUUCUUCUAGUUUUUCAAAACUCUAGCAAACUCUUUGAGUCCUUGCUGUGUCAGGUGCUUCCAAGUAAGAGAUCCUUGACUCAAUCCUAGAGAAAGUCUCCAAGGGAUUAGACUAGCUAAAUUAAGCCUUUGUGAUCAAACCCAAAAAUAUUAAAUUGCCAAAAUUUCUGCUCUCUAAUUACAAGUCCAUUUGUACUUAUUCACUACAUAUUUUGCUCCUUUCGUAGAGAUGGUGUGUUGUCUACGGAUGCUCCCUGUUUUGUUUUCCCUUAUUUAGAGUUCCUGUCACACUAGACAGGCAAAGUAGGCAAAGGUUAUUCGGUUAUGUCUCAUUUUGACUUAAACAAAUUUGAUUCCCCUACUCUGUCAGUUCUUCAGAGAUGAACAUUGGCUUCUUCCAUCCCCUACUCACUCAGUAGCUUUUAGCAGCCUUACUUGAGGAUCUCUUUUGGAGAAAAAAAAAGGCUUGUGAAAUACAGUUCUUCUGUAACUACCCAGAAUCUGCAUGAUUGCUUAUACUUACGGGUAAAAAAACACCCUGGGCUAUUGAUCCCACUGUGAAAUAAUUUAUUAGCCUUUUUGCAUGUGCUACUUGGGCACCUAGACUGGGGAGCCUUCAGUGCCAUAAAGAUAAAUCAUUCUUACAGGCCAUCCCCAAAUGGGCAUUUCUUUUUUUUUAUCAGGCAGCCCAAGGAAGGUUUUUGCAUUUUGUCUCCCUGAUAUAGGUCAGAAAUCCCAGCAUUUGGUCAGCUGUUCCUUUUCUGUAUAAAAUAAAAAUGGAGGCACUGUGAUAAUCUGAUCCAAUUGCCAGAAUAAGAUGUGCAAAAGGGUAGCAAGUCCCUUUGUACAGUUGAGGGUGUCUGUAAUUCUUUGCCCACCUCUAAGUCUACCUAAGAUGUUCAAGAAGAACAAAAGCUGGCAAGUGACAAAUCACCUUGCUCACAACCUUUCUAUCUUUUGAAGUCUACCAAGAGGGCUUUAACCUAGACGGCCCUUCAGCAAUCCUAUCUACUUCUGGCCACACUAGUAACGAAGCAUGGGUUUGCACCAGCAAGGCAAGCCAUCCUCUAGGACAGGUGAAUAUUGGAUGCUAUAAAAAGUUACCAAAUUUUGGAAUAUCUCUGGCUUCUAUUGUCACAACCCCUGUGGAAUGUCAGUUGGUGUCAGAGGAGCAAUUUGUGUGGCCUUUAUUAUUCUUUACCAAGUCAGUGCAAAGAGACUUUUGGGGGAAGAUUGUUCGACAAUGGUCUUUGUCUCCUCUGAGUUGCAGCUGCAUACUGGAACUGAGUGAUUACAGCCCUUACAUCAAGUUAUGUGAACAUUCGCAUAGCUACUGUUCAGGCCUUGAUGCUGCCUAUGAGAAGGCUUCAGGAUGGUAUGAAUGGACUUAAUAAAUGUAUGUUGGCACCCAGGUAUUUGGAAGCUGCUCAGUAAUUCCUUUGCUUUGCUCUGCUUUGCUGUGGAAGUAUAGCAUUUUUACUGCAAGCUGCUUCCAGUUAGGCUUUUCCUGUGUUUCCAGUGUUUUUCCAAGGGUGAUGCCUGUUUUAGGGAAGAUAUUUCAGCACUGCAACUUAUUUAUGUUCCCCUUCUUCGAUACCUGGAUGCUGUUGCCCUCCCACAAACUAAGGAUUCCUGGUGAUGUCUUGGCUGCAGUCACAAACAUCAGUAUCACAAAUGAAAUCUACCCAGUUCCUGGUUCAGUGCAUUUAUUUUAUAGGGCAGUCUGGACCAUCUAGAACUGAGCCUUUCUCAAGGAUCUGGUACCCUCAGUGCCAUCAUACUGUUGGCCUUCCCCAUGAAGUUAGUAGCAGUGGUGUUUUAGAGCCUUCAGCCUUUAGUUUGACUCUCUGAUGACCUGACUGUUCUGUGAUGAAACAAAACUGAGGAAAUUUAGAACACCUUUUCUGUGGGCAUUCCAUCGUUUGCAGUGUGUGCGAGGGGCUUCGUAGUAGGACAACACAGUGGUGCAGUGGUUGGUUUUGCUUCACAGCUAAUUCAGUCUUGAACUGUUAUUGUCAGUGGCAUUUGUAUUUUUUGAGCUGUCUGCUUUUUGUUUUGUUUUUCUUCUGUAUUUAAUGUUGAAUUCUCUCCACAGGCUAGUAUUAUAGUGGUUAAACUGGGUACCCUAAAUACUGUGUGUGCUGCUGACAAGGUAGUGCCCUUUAUGAGCUACACUCCAUUCUUGUACACACAAGGCAUGCCUCCAUGUUCCCUGUGAUCUCUCAGUGUGCAGGAUGUUUGAGAGGCUUGUUAUGUCUGUGGGAUAAGAUAGGGAAUGUAACUCUGCUUUUGCCUCUUCUUUCAGUAUAUGAGGUACUUUCCUUUCCUUACUUUGUAUAAGAUGGGUCAAUAAACAGUGUUUUGAAAGAAGAAAUUUCCUUUACUUUUUUAACAGAAAAAAGGAGACAUUGGAUCAACAGCAAGUCUUUAUCAUUGGUGAGGUUCUCCUCUAAGAUGUAGGACUUUUCUCUGUAGUCAGCUGUAGUGUUGAUCCCUCUUCUUUUAGGUGGUGCUUGCUAAAGUAACAGGAAUGUGGGAUGUUCUUAAAAAUAGACAGAUUUUGUGGUAUCUGAGGUUUUCAUUUGUUACUACAAUGCGAGGAUUUCCUAUUUCUUGGUAUUGUCAAGCGCCCACCUUCUGUGGAGUGGAGUUCACAUGCAUUUCCUGGGACAUUUUUCCAGUUUCUGGUUUUAAUGUUUUUGGUAUUGUACUUUGUGCUAACAACAUAUAGAUUCUAAGCUCUUUCCCGUUUGAGUGUGAUUGAUGAAUGCAAACAUAGUUUUACUCUGACACCCAAGUCCUUUCUCCUUAUUUUUGCCCUGUACACUUUGAUCUGAUAAGACAUGGUCUGUUUGCAGUAACUCCAGGCAUUGACUUCUCAGCACCUUGUAUUUUUUCAUGCUGCUUAGAUCCUACAUGACUGUCAUCUGUCCAGUUCUUUUUUUUUUGUCACAGAAGUUUGAGUAUAGAAUCUGUCAUCAAGUUUUGACUGGAGUGUUCCAUUCAGUGCCAUAUUUAGAUUGUGUUGCCCUCUUAAGGUGACCGUGUAUUUUCCUUCUUGUAGUCUAUAGUUGUGCUAUAUAUAUAUAUAUAUAUAUAUUUUUUUUUUUUGCCAUUUCCCUCCCUACUUCUCUCUUUCAGUGUACAGGCCCCAAGGCCAUUUAACCCAUAGUGACAGCACAGUGAAUUCAUUGUUCAUGGAAUGCCUCUGUGGGCAGGACACUGUUCCCAAUGAUGAGUGAAAGGGGCAGUACAACAGACUGUCCAUUGUGUAGUGGUUUCAACCACUCUCCAUGUAAGAGAUGCCAGGGCAAACUGUCCACUUUCCUAAACCAAAAGUCACUAUCCUGUAGAUGUCCCAUGUGUAGUGGUUUCAACCACUCUCCAUGUAAGAGAUGCUAGGGCAAACUGUCCACUUUCCUAAUCCAAAAGACACACUGUCCUGUAGACUACAAGAGCAGGAAUACAAAGCAUCUAUUUCCAAAUAAGAAACCACUACAACAGUCUCUUAAACCCUUAAUAAAGAAGUCUUAACAAUCCAUUUCCAUUUCUAAAUGGGAAUCUGCAUUUAAAAACUGCUGCAGUCAAGCUUAUUAAAAAGCUGUUUCCACCCUUUACAUUGUCAAACAAGGGAAAUAAGAAUGACAGAUGUUCCCAUCUUGGCAUAGAAAGAAAUGAAACACAGAACUUCCUUGCGAAAACCAUCUCCCCGGUAAUAGAUGAUCCAGCCUGUUGUGAAGAAACUUCAUUUCAGGCAAUGGCACAGUCAGAAGUAGAUUAUUAAAAGGUAACUUUGCCAAUGUAGGAGGUAAGAGAAAGAAGAUGCUGACAACUCAGUCUUCCAUUCAUGGAACAAAGGAAUUGCUGUAGAGCUUUGCUGUGCCUCCAGGUUUUGCCUUCUCUCCUUUCCAGUCAUUACUACAUUCACCAACAGAUUGCCUCUUGUGGUGAUUUGUUACUAGACCAGAAAUCACCAUCCUUGGUGACUAUUCAGCAGUUGGUGGAGCCCUUUCUCCAGCAGAUUGUGCUAGUGCUACAGAGCCUCUAUUCUAGGUGUUGUCAGUGUCAACAACAGUGCAUUUCAUAGUGCUGUACUUCCAAGGCCUGUUUCUGUCACCAUCUUUCUUGCUUCCAGCAUCAACUGUCAACCCCUUAUCAUCAGAUUUGACUCCUGUUAGUUAUCCCAGUGUCCCUUCCACUGGUACUUGCAAAGUAUUAUGUUUUGCAUUUGGUCACAUCAGACCUGGCUCUGACAGAUGUAAGUUAUACACAUUACAUGCCAGUGCAUUCCAUUCCAAUGUUUAUAGAACAAACCCUGUUAGUACAUAAAGGUCAUUAAGUAUUUUUUAUCAUCUAAGUGGGAAAUCUUCCCAAAAGACUCAAUCAUACUUGUGUAAAGUAAAACAUGUAGACUCUAAUGUAGAGUCUCCUAUCACUGACCUGGAAAAGAAGCUGGGCUUGACUCCCACCUUGUCACCUCCUAUUAAACAUAAAUUUUAUUGAGUUCCUCCACCUGAUACAAGAAAAAGGGGGUUGGCCACAGACCCUGUCCCAUCAUUCCAUAGAAGUCUGCAUGAAUCUGCUGCAGAUGUAUGCUCCUGGCUUCCAUGUUGGUCCCAUCAUUAAUGUCUUAAAACAUACCACCAAGCUGUCUUGGAUAAACCCUGACUCAGUACCCACAGUGUCCUGAAAGGCAGAGAGAAUUUUCACUUAUGCCAGGCCUGACUCUAUCACAUUAGCAGCUGACCUGAAAAAGGCACCCACUCCUCAAAACCCUGCCCAUCCAUUCACUGGGUAAGGAGUUUAAGAUGAUGGGCAGAGGAAGUGAGUUUUCUUGGCCUUUGGGUUGUCCAUGAGAACACUGAACUACUUAUAUUUUCAGAGGGAGGAGAUGACUGAAGAACUGCUGUGUGUGUUAGAGGAGUUGCCAAAUGGGUCACAAAAACGGAUGCUAAAAGUCUAGAUGUGUUUAUCUUCCAACUUAACAAAUCACAUGGUCCAUGCCCUUUACAGCAUAGCUGAGUUUCACCUUAGUAAGUAUUGCCAAGUGCAACCAUGCUUGGCUGUGCUGAUGGGUUUUGCAGAAGACACUGAGCUGCCUUUCUUAAAUUCCUGCUUCAUGUGGCUUUUCCUACUCAGAAAUGAAGGCAGGAGAUAAUUUGAACAUGGAAAAGAAGGACCAAACUGUCACAGCUGUGGGGAUUAAGUUUUAGCCUCCAUGCAAGUCUUUUUCGAAGAUUCUGGAACCUGUACCAAAUUUGGUUGUGAGUCAAGCUGCAGCAGAAUCAGCAAGAAGUUGCAGGAAGGAACUGUAAAUGGAGCCCCUUGGUUAAUAGUAAUAACAAAAAGUUGGGGUUUGAGGCUGCUCUGUAUCAAGUCAGCAUUAUUCUAAAGGGUACUUUUGACUGAUUCCCUCUGGGGCAUUCUGAAGAUGAUUGUCCCUGCACUACAAAUAAUGAUUUUAAAAUCACUCAGAACAAGCAAGUUGGUGACACAAUAUCCAGAGGUUGCAGAUCCCCAUUUAUAACCAUCUCUUUACAAUUCAAGAUCACACCUGAUGGUCCCACCCCUUCAGUGGAAAAAAAUAGGGCAGGAGGUAGCCAACCUUCUAAGGAAAAGAGCCAUCUAAGAGAUAUGUCCAAACCACAGAGGUUAAAGUUAAUACUCAAGUUUCUUUUGGUUCCACCUUCUCCCCACCCUGACCUCCAGAAUACCCACCUCCACAUAAAAAUGGCCAUGGAGUUGAAGAGGUAUCUACGUUUCUGGGUGGGAGCCAAUUAUCACCAUUUUGAAAUCCAGCCCUUCAGUCAUGCUAUGGACCACACUGUGUUUGCCAAGUCCAUUACAGUAGUACCAGACCACCGGAGGUUGCUAGGGAACACGAUUUUCCUUUAUCUAGAUGACUGGCUUCUUGCUGCUCCUUCUUUAGGUCUACCAAACCUCCAUAAGUAGUCUCUGAUCAGGCAGUUCGGUCUUCUGGAUAUCUUAGUUAACAUCAUCAGAUAGUAUUUUACUUCCUUAGGAGCACUCUGUACAUGAAGUUCUGCAAAGCCUUUAUGUCGGAAGGAAAAAAUCAAGACCCUCAAGGCUUCCUUGGACUACUUUUUCCCAUUUCAGAGUGGAAUACUAGUCAAUGUUUUCAGGCUCCUAGAAUAUAUGGCAGCAGUUAUCAACAUGGUGCCACAUGCAUGUUUAUAUUUGAGAAUUGUACAGUGGUCACUUCAUUUACAGUGGUGAAAGCAUGUGCAGUUAAUGUCACAGAAACUUUUCAUUGUAGACUUGUGAAUGGAACUGCUAGAAUGGUUGCUCCACACCCCCAGUUUUGCUGUAAGCAAGCUGUUCUAAACUCUCCUACCCUCUAAUUCGCUCGCCAUGGAUGUGUCCAGUUUGGGGUGGACUUGGUCCUAUCAGAAAUCUCAGCUAUACAUGAACAUUCUAGGCCUUCAUGCAGUACUUCUCGCUGUACUUGACCCUCAGCAAUUCACAUAGAUAUGUUGGUGGUCCAGUACAUCACCAAGCAAGGGGGCAGCCACUCUGUUCCCCCUUGGAGAAAGGCAGUGAAUUUGUGAGACUGGACCCAUAGUGCAUGACCUGAUUCUGGUAGCAGCCCAUGUGUCCAGGAAGUUCAGGCUCAUUCCUUUUAAAGUUUAAUCUCAUACUCUCAGGCAAGCCUCACCUAGAUGUCCGUGCCCUCACAUUGUCAGCAUGGCAUUUCCAGUUUUGAAUAUGGCCUGUAACCCCAAUUUAUUUCUAAAGUCAAAGCUAUCAUGACACUCGGUCAAGAAAAUGCACGGGGAAAAGUGGAAUGGGUUGGUCCACUAGGCAGCCAAAGAAGGUAUAGAACCACAAUCAGCAGCUCUAAAACAAUCUUUUAAGAUAUUUGACGGAUCUCUUCAAGCAUAAUCUUAGUCCUUUAAGAUGCAUUUUAUCCCCCCUCCAUCUCAAAUUUCGAAGACCAGCACUUAACCUUCACUUGCUGGCACUAGGGUCUGCAAGACAUUGCUAAAAGAUAACUUUUUAAUAAGGCUACCAGUCAGAGAUGCCAUGCCAUAUUGAACCUAUGCUUCAUUUUAAAGAGGCUGACAAAACCUGCCUUCAAGUCAAACUGCAGACUAGACUUCAGAGAUCUGUCAUGGAACGCACCCUUCUGGCUAACGAUGUUGUAACAUAAUGGACUGUCAGUGAUUAAAGUCCUAUCAGUAAACUGUCUUUCCAUUACUUUCCACAAGUGCAGAAUGGUGCUUAGGAUGAACACCUACUUCAUACCCAAAUUAGAGAGAGAAACUAACCUCAACCAGUCUGUCAACUUCAUUGUCUUUUUUUUUUCUCAACCACCUCAAUAAAGAGGGAGAAACUCCUCCACUGGAUGCAUUUCGAAAAAACUGUAACAUUCUCUCUCAGUAGAAUCAUGGAGAUUAGAAAGACCAACCAUCUCUUUGUUUACUUUGCAACAUAAAAAAGGCUUUUAGGCAUCUAAAAUCACCCUCUCCUAGGAAUACUGGAUUGAUAAAAUUUUGCUUUGUCAGAGGAGGUCACAACCUUUAAGAAUCCUAAAAGGCCCAUUCAGCAAAAUGCUUCAGUAUAUGACAUUUCACAGCAGCAGCAUGGUUUGUCUUUGGAACACAUUUAUCAAAUGCUACAAAAUGGACAUUUCUUCCAAGACACAAUCCUCCUCUGGGGCUAUACUAUUCAAAACUAUAUUUGCCUAGCUGGGCCUACUUGGGUGUGCAGUUGGGGAUUCUGUCCUAUGUGUAAUCAAAGGUGAACCACUUCUUACCAGUUAAAAAAGCACGUGUCACAAUACUAGAUCUGGAGGAUGUGUGUCCAUCUUCUGUGAAAUAACCCACCCAACAUGCCUCAGAACAUCAGUCACGCUCUUGCUCACCUCCCCGGCUUCUAGCAGCAAGCAGAUUGCUAGCACUUUUUGCUGCUGUAUUCCUUUUUUCAUGGCUUUUUGUAUAUGCUGUCCCCAUAGGUUACCCUAACAGGUGCACCAAGAAGAAUUAGAGUUGGAAACUGAGCAGCAUCUUAGAAACUGGGAGAGGAAGAACACAGCAUGAAGUAAUUUCAGUUGUUGGGUGGUCCUAAUUGCACACAGUAUAUUGUCCACUAAAGAUUAUGGAACUUUCAUUUCUAUGUGAUGUUUUUUUUGUUUGUUAUUGUUUUUUCUACAUUUUUUGCUGUUAUACAAAAAUAAGUAGUUAGGCUGAAGAAAAUUCUGAAAGACUUAACUUUGAUCAGAAGUAUUUUUUGUUGUUUUCCCCGACUACUGUGUUUGCAUGAAUCAGAUGCUCCUGCCUCAGACUUUUCUGUUUAUAAUUCAGAACUUUGUUCUGUCCAGUCAUCUGACUUUCUGCACAUAUCUAAUUAUUUUCCAUGUAAAUCUGUUGAAAUUAUAAUUAUGUACCUGAUAUACAAGGUUUUGUGGAUGUCUGGAGGCCAGGUUGCAGUAUCUAAGUGCAUGAUUCCACAAAACUACUAGUCCAGUCCAGGGUGGUGGAGAUGCACAGCAGAAAUGGGGAAAGUUAAGGUUCAGCUUGUUUUGUAAUGUAAGUUAACCAGUGCUGUACUUGAAAUAAUCACUAGUGCUAGCCACCUAGUGGUGUAAACAUGGUCUCUCUGUGAUUCGAUCACUUGUGAUCUGACACCCAAACCCUGUGUUCAAAAUGGAAAAGAGGGAGUUAAUGCCACUGUGGCGAGGAGGAGUGGCACCUCUGUGACAGUAGUGAUAUGGUUGUAGUAGUCAGAGUAACAUACCAGGGCUCGAGAGAUCGUAGAGCAUGUACAGUGGGAGAAUAGAAGAACAGACCUGUGUAGCAGGCCUCUUAAGUGGAGGGAAUGAUCACUUAUUGCCAAUAUGUAGAGGGAGGUUGAUACAGGUCUCCAAGUGUAAGAGUUACUGACUGGAUAGGUGAUAUACAAGAAGGAAACACCUAAUGUUGAAAAGUCUGGUGGGUAAUCAGAGAGUGGGUGCACUCUUGGCUGUAUGCAAGGAAUCCAGGGGCAGUGAUCAGUCAAAAGGAUGAGUUGGUGGCAGGAAACUCAAACUGCUGACAGGAGGUGGGAAAGAGGUUGGUUGUGGGCUCUAUGUCACUGGUGGGAUGCUUGGGGGUGGGGGUGAUGGUGGUGGGGCUUCAGUGACUCCCAGGCUGAAAAGUAUGUAAGGUCAGUGUUAGGGAGGCUGGACAAGAGUAUUACGUGCGUGCAGAAGAAGAUGCAGAUGACUGCAAGGUGGGGCUUGUCACCAACUGGCGUCUUUGAGUUUGUUGGGAGAGUUUCAGAUGGUGUUAGGUUGGGGAGGUGAUCUCCUUCAGUAACUGUCUGCGCAUUAAGUUUUUUUAGCAUUGUGCCCAUGCCUACACAGAACAAUAGUCUGGUCUUUAAAUGAGAUACACAUGUACAAGCCCACAUAUAGUUGGGCAUUUUGCAUAUACUUAAUGUCAGGGUAUGUGUGUUUAAGCCUGGUAGGUGGGUGUUUAUGAAUCUAGAAUCUUGUCCUACAUUUUGGCAAGCCUAGGCAUGCUUGCAGCAAGCGUAAGGAGUUUGUAAAUCCCUACCUGGAUUUUUUUUUCCUUUAGUCUGUUUUUUACCACAAAUAAAUAUUUAUCUACCCCUUUACAUUGAACAUCCCUUCAUCGAAUAUUAAAAUUACUGAACGGUUUGUGUAGGGAAGGGAGUUAGUUGGCCAUAAUUAGAAAUUUCCCUUUUCACCACUGUGGUGCGAUCUCGUAGUUGGUAUAUAUAAGUAGGGGGGUGUAUCCCCCUACCUUGGUGGGUUUGAAAUGAUGUAGUGUGUGAGAUAAUCACUGUAAUGGACAAGUAAUCCCCUUCCCUAUAAAAACUGUUCGCUGAUUUUAAUAUUGGAUGAAGGGAUGUUCAAUGUAAAGGGGUCAAUGAAUGGGUGUUAGUGGAAAUGAAUGUUCAAUGAAGUAAUGUAGACUCCUGUGUUUAAAAAAGGCUUGAGCCUAAAUUGUGAUACAUCAAUAGUUAAAACUCUGCAUCAGCUUACACUUUGCAUUUUACAUAGUGAACUGCAAUUAUAUUUAAGUGAUAUUGAGUUAACAUGGUUUCCAAGUAUAUAUCACAUUUAUUUAAACACUUCUUAUACUUUAAUGUAUUUUGAUGAGUCUAGAGAAAAGUUUCAUGUUCUGUAGUUAUGAAAAGUGAUUACAGCUUCAGAAUUACUACCACUUAGCUUGUGUGUUCCAGUUCUAAAUGCAGUCAAUUUCAUUUCUGCACUGUGAUGCUUACCAACUGUCAUUUUUUGCAGAACAGUGUCUCAGUUUGUUCAGUCUCAAUAAAAAGAUUUUAUAACAGUUUUGAAUAUUAGGUCUUUUCCUAGCAGAUCCUCAUAGAUAGCACUUAUUUAAUGUUGUGCCACAUUUCUGAAGCAUUUAGUGUUUUAUGUCAUCAUAUCUUGUAACAGUGAUUCACAACACAUUUUCAUUCUGUAUGGAGCAGUAAACAGUGUUUAUUAAAUUUUUUUGAUAUAAACUUUUAA
This is a messenger RNA of Protopterus annectens (West African lungfish), 17563 nucleotides long. RefSeq names its product ATPase secretory pathway Ca2+ transporting 1 (gene ATP2C1). Gene Ontology annotation, cellular component: plasma membrane; Golgi membrane; endoplasmic reticulum. Gene Ontology annotation, molecular function: ATP binding; ATP hydrolysis activity; P-type calcium transporter activity. The record is from RefSeq and is a predicted model, not a curated record. Lineage: Eukaryota; Metazoa; Chordata; Ceratodontiformes; Protopteridae. Gene Ontology annotation, biological process: calcium ion transmembrane transport; manganese ion transport; intracellular calcium ion homeostasis.